GCAGAAGACCAUGCAAGAAUCACAACCGAAAGAAUAGGUAGAGUGGGAAGAGAGAGAAAGAAAGAGAAGCUAAGGUGAGAGAAAUGCAACGGUUCAGCAACACAGUGAUCGGAUUAUUGAACUUCUUUACGCUCUUGGCAUCAAUACCCAUCAUUGGUGCGGGUCUAUGGAUGGCAAGGAGCACCACAACCUGUGAAAUUUUUUUUCAAACCCCACUUCUGGUUAUAGGUUUUGUUGUGCUUGUGAUUUCACUUGCAGGAUUCAUAGGGGCAUGCUUUCAAGUGGCUUGGGCGCUUUGGGUAUACUUGGUGGUGAUGUUUUUCCUUAUUGCUACACUAUUUGGUUUUACCGUAUUUGGCUUUGUUGUGACUGGGCAGGGAGGGGGAGUGGAAGUGCCCGGUAGGGUCUAUAAGGAGUACCGUCUUGAGGAUUAUUCACCAUGGUUGAGGAAUCGGAUCAAUGAUCCUCAUUAUUGGAGAUCCAUAAGGAGUUGCAUUUUGGGCUCUAACACUUGUUCUAAGCUUGCCUUUUGGACCCCUCUUGAUUACGUGCGGAGGGAUAUGUCUCCAAUACAGUCAGGAUGUUGUAAGCCACCAACAGGGUGCAGUUACAACAUGGAAACAAUAGUGACCCAAGAUCAAGAUUGCUACCGUUGGAACAAUGCUCCCACACUGCUGUGCUACGAUUGUGACUCUUGCAAGGCUGGUGUACUUGAAAACAUUAGAAGGGACUGGCACAAGAUCUCUGUUCUUAACAUUGUCGUGCUCGUUUUUCUCAUAGGCAUAUAUUCCAUUGGUUGUUGUGCUUUCAGAAAUGCCAGAAGGGCUCAAACUGAUUAUCCGCAUGGUGAAAACCGCAUGACCAAAGUUAAACCCAGAUGGGAUUACUAUUGUUGGAGAUGGUGGUAUCACAAGAAGGAGCAGCUUUGUUAAGUUUAGGACUCGUCAUUCUGUGUUCUUAGAUUAUUAAAAGAGGCACAAUUAAAUAAUUUCUCAAUCAAUGUUC
Messenger RNA from Abrus precatorius (Indian licorice), 1005 nucleotides. RefSeq names its product tetraspanin-6-like. The transcript is spliced from 3 exons. The record is from RefSeq and is a predicted model, not a curated record. Gene Ontology annotation, biological process: auxin-activated signaling pathway. Bases 84 to 932 code for a protein of 282 amino acids. NCBI's taxonomy places the organism in Eukaryota, Viridiplantae, Streptophyta, Magnoliopsida, Fabales, Fabaceae. Gene Ontology annotation, cellular component: plasma membrane; plasmodesma.